Messenger RNA from Ichthyophthirius multifiliis, 959 nucleotides. RefSeq names its product isoprenoid biosynthesis protein, putative. The record is from RefSeq and is a predicted model, not a curated record. The transcript is spliced from 2 exons. Lineage: Eukaryota; Ciliophora; Oligohymenophorea; Hymenostomatida.
AUGAUUUGUAGAAAUUUCUUAAAAAUAAAGACAUAAUUAAAUAAAAUAGUAUUAAAAAAUUAUACCAACGAUACCCAAUCUAUCAAUUAAUAAGACCAUCAACCUUAAUUUAAAAGAGUAGCUUUAAUUCUAUCCGGUCUUGGUAACGAAACAGGUACUGAUUUAUAUGAUGCCGUAUCUUUAAUGGUUAACUUAAAUAAUUUAGGUGUAAAUGUAAAUUUUUAUUCACUUCCUGAUUAAAUGAUAGAAUCUUCUAGAAUAUCUCGUGGAAAAAUAAACGAUUUAUCUACUUUAAAACCUUCCGAAUAUUAGGGAAUAUUCCUUCCCGGAGGAAAUGGUGUAGCAACUAAUUUGACAAACUACAGAGAAAAAAACGAAGAAUUUUAAGUAAACGAAAUAUUAGAAAAUGCUUUAAUUUAAUUCCAUUAAGAUAAAAAACCUAUAGUAACUUUAGGUCUUGCAGGUAUUAUUGCAGCCAAAGUAUUUAUAAAGUACAGUCCAAGACUUACUUUGGGUAAGUAAGAACAAAGGGAUGAUGGAAAAGUUAAUUUUUUGGAAUAAGAAAGCAUUAAAGUCCUUGAGAAAUUAGGAGCUAUACACGUUGAUAGAUUUUCUAAUAAUUUCUAAAUAGACUUCGAAAAUAGAAUUAUAUCGACCCCAGCUUCUUUAUUUAAUGGAUUUAAAAGAGGAGUGCAUACUUUUGAAUGUGCUUAACAUGUUACUAAAAUAGCCUAAUAGUUCUUUUUAGGAAAUUAAAUUAGGAUGUCAGAUUAUAAGAGUGGGUAAUAUAAAAGAAGAGAAGAAUAAAAUAUGGAAGGAGGAUAAAGAAAUUAUAGAAGAAGAAAUAAUAGAAAUUAAGAAGAUGAUUAAUAAACAUAAGAAUAAUGAUAUUUUUUGUAUUAUUUUGUUUCUUAAAUAUUAUAAAUUAGAAUGUUCUAUUUUGCAUUUAUAUAAAUUUU